Messenger RNA from Rubroshorea leprosula, 814 nucleotides. Lineage: Eukaryota; Viridiplantae; Streptophyta; Magnoliopsida; Malvales; Dipterocarpaceae. The record is from the annotation of a GenBank genome assembly.
CCAUCCAAUUCCCCUGCUCUCUCACCUUCUCUUUAGUAACCUCACUUCAUUAAGCUAUUAUUUUCACUGUCCAUGGCUUCCUCUGUUCUCUUCUUCCUUCUCCUAGUCUCUUUGCUCUCCAAUUCAGAAGCAAGGAGACUCACCGAAUCAGACCAGACUCAGCAAUUAGCUUUCCAGUACCACAAUGGUCCUCUUCUCUCAGGUCCACUCUCUGUUAACUUGAUUUGGUACGGUGACUUCAAACCUUCCCAGCGAGCAAUCGUCUCCGAUUUCAUUUCCUCCAUUUCUUCGUCGUCCAAGGCCACCGUGGCUCAGCCUUCCGCGGCCACAUGGUGGAAAGGCGUCGAGAAAUAUUACCAGCUAGGAAAGAAGUCAUCUUCCCUUUCUAUUUCUUUGGGUACGCAGAUCCUUGAUGAGAGUUACUCUUUGGGCAAAUCUCUCACGAACCAGCAGAUUGUGCAAUUUGCGUCAAAGGGUUCCGAGCAAAACGCAAUCAAUGUAGUGUUGACGGCGGCCGAUGUGGCUGUGGAAGGGUUCUGCUCCAGCAGGUGUGGGACUCAUGGGUCUGCAAUGGGGUCUACCAAGCGAUCCAAAGGAAGCUCAAAACUCAAAUCAACAUUCGAAAGGGAAAACGAUAGUAUUGUACAAAAUAUUAUGCAGGAGAUUCUUUGAUUUUUGUAACGCAGUUGUAUAAUGAAAUUGAAGAAGUAUAUAUUUUUUUCCAAUUAUUACUCCCCUUGUGCAUUAUGAAUUUUCAUCAAUUUUUGUAAUUUUGAUUAUAUUAACCAUUGCCUAAUGAACAUUAUCAUUAAAG